Molecule: messenger RNA, 3822 nt
Organism: Esox lucius (northern pike)
Lineage: Eukaryota; Metazoa; Chordata; Actinopteri; Esociformes; Esocidae
Gene: syt11b
Product: synaptotagmin XIb
Exons: 4
Coding region: 258-1616 (452 amino acids)
Biological process (GO): regulation of dopamine secretion; vesicle fusion; cellular response to calcium ion
Cellular component (GO): membrane; axon; synapse
Molecular function (GO): calcium ion binding; SNARE binding; calcium-dependent phospholipid binding
Source: RefSeq, a predicted model, not a curated record
UGCCGUAGAUUGCGAGUACCAGACUCGAGCCCCACGCAGCAUCCGCAUCCCAGAAAGAGCAUCAUUGAGUUUUGCAGAUAGGCAGCGAAUAGAUCAUAUGAAAAGAGGAAAACGACCGUAAUUUAUAGUCCUUUUAGCUCAUUUACCGGAUUAGUUUCCUCAUUCCCUAUGGAUAUAAAAUAGGGACAAAUUGUCAUUGUCUUAUUUUUACAUUUUUAUCCGGGCGGCCAGGGAAGGAUCCUGCGCUAAUUCUCAAAAUGGCUGAGAUCACGGAAUUACGACCUGAAUAUGACAUGUCACCAGUACUGGCUGGUUUCAUUGGUGCAGGGGCACUGGUGGUUGCCGUGGUGAUCCUGGUCCUCCUGUGGUCCUUCUGCCAGCGUCGCUACCUGCGGGUGAGAGGUCAUUACAAGCUCCAUGGGGACCAGUACUGUGACUCAGCUGAAGACCCGCCCUACAAGUUCAUCCACAUGCUGAAGGGCAUCAGUAUCUACCCAGAGUCCCUCAGCAGUAGCAAGAGGAUAGUACGCAUGCCCAGACGCACUGGUUGGCAAGGAGACAGAGACAGAGAGAGGGGUGGCCGUCGCGGGGUGGUUGUGGUGGAUGCUGCUACUCAUCUCCAGAUGAGCCACCUAGCGCCCCCUGCUGCUCAGCCAAGGGCGGAGCGGGCACUGCCCGUAAGGGCCGAUUACUGCUGCCUGGACAGCUCAGCUAGCAACAGCGAGAACAGCAGCAAGAGCGUCUCACCUUUCACCCCUGUGUCCUCUGACCCAGAAUCAGAACCUGAAGCCAGCCUGGGCUCCCUUAGCCUGGCUGUAGACUACAACUUCCCUAAGAAGGCCUUGGUGGUGACCAUCGUGGGAGCCCAAGGCCUGCCUGCAGUAGACGAGCAGGGGAACAGCUCGGACCCUUACGUGAAGAUGACCAUCCUCCCAGAGAAGAAACACCGCGUGAAGACCAGGGUCCUGAGGAAAACGUUGGAGCCCGUGUUUGACGAGACGUUCACGUUCUACGGGGUAGCCUACAGCUCGGUGCCCGAGCUUACGUUGCACCUCCUGGUACUCAGCUUCGACCGGUUUGCCCGUGACGAUGUCAUCGGGGAGGUGGUGGUGCCGCUGACAGGGCUGGAGCCCAGCACAGGGCGAGUCCACAUCACUAAGCAGAUCACCAAGAGGAACAUGCAGUGUGAGAGCCGUGGGGAGCUGUUGGUGUCGCUGUCCUACCAGCCUGUCUCCCACCGCCUCAGUGUGGUGGUGCUGAAGGCCAAACACCUGCCUAAGAUGGACAUCAGCGGCCUGUCAGGAAACCCAUAUGUGAAAGUGAAUGUGUUCUACGGCCGCAAGCGCAUCGCCAAGAAGAAGACGCAUGUGAAGAAGUGCACUCUCAACCCUGUCUUCAACGAGUCCUUCAUCUACGACGUGCCGCCUGAGCUUCUACCCGAGAUCUCUGUGGAGUUUGUGGUGGUCGACUUCGACCGCACUACAAAGAAUGAGGUAGUGGGCCGCUUGCCCCUCGGCCUGCACAGCCCCUGUCCCUCUGGCGCCGCCCACUGGCGGGAGGUCUGUGAAAACCCCCGGCGUCAGAUAUCGAAGUGGCAUAAUCUCAGUGAAUAUUAGCUCUUCACACUGACACACCUCAUGCGUAUGGUUCUGCCAGUGUGUGGAGGGAGGUGGAGGAGCUGAAGAGAGGGACUUAUUGCAGAGAGAGUGGCUUUUUUUCUCAUGUUAUACUUUCUCUUGUGAAUAAUGCAAACAGAAAAGUGAACAACAUUUCUGGUGGGACUUGUACAGUGGACUUCACAGUAGUUAGUAUGGAACGUUCAAUUAAAGGAUCAAAUCAAAGUAAUAAACAUCCACACAGAUACCUAUAGCACACACCUAGAGACCAACAUUGUCUGAAAGCAUUAGGUUAAGAGUAACAAAUACAAAAUAAAUUGUCCAAAAUAUGACCAUGAUAAAAUUCAAGACUGCUUUGAAUUCUGGUCAGGCUGUGUUUCCUGAAGUUGAGGGUGAGAUGUGGGUGUACAUGCAAAUGCUCAAAAAAACCACUCCUCCAAGUUCUAAAUCCUCCCACUGCCAUUGUUGUCUUUUGAUUUGUUGCAUGUCUGAAUGAAACAGCAAUAUCUUCAACUGAAAUGUACUAAAGAAACGAUUGCUUAGAUUGAUUACAAUAAUUCCUUUUCUCAUGUAUUGAGAAAGGCUCAUACAAAUGACUCUCUCUAAAGAUAGGACCAAAUAGAACAGAUAGAAAUUCCUUGCCCAUGAAAUAAUUACACAAAUGAUGGCAUGCUCUGUAUCUAACACCAAGUCCAUAGAGAUUACAAACCCAUUAUGCUUUGUUGAAAGAACAAAUGUGAUUUCACUGCAAACAUUUUUAGUUUUAUUCCAUUUUAGGAACUCAUUUGGAAAGAAAAUGGAGUGCAUUCAAACAACUGCGAACUUGUUGCUUCUGUUAAAAUAUAAAUGUGAUUACAUGAAAUACAACAACUUCUCAAAAAAAAUGCAUUGACCACUGUUAAAGCAAAUGAUUUUAAGCAAAUAUCACUGCAGCAGGUUAGAGUGUUGGUACUGUAAUAACUAGGUAAUAACACAUGCUAGUUUGCAGCUUGUAGUGUCAGAUGUUCUCUGAAAGUCACUGAUGGAAAAGUAAUCGUGAACAAAGUUUUUUGACAUGAGAGUCGUGUGUUGCUUUGUGGUUUCCAAAGGAUUUAAACAGUAUGUUGCACGAUUUUAGACUUGGUUGACUUGCUCAUCUUUUAAUGUAUUUUUGUUCCUAAUUUUAAGAAUAUGAAUAGAUUCACAGGUUGAAGCUUUUGGUGAUGUUUUGUCUGUAUAAGUGUGUGUGUAUAGGUGUAUGGGCGUGUGUGUGUGUGUAUGUGUGUGUAUAGGUGUAUGGGUGUGUGUGUGUGAGUGUGUGUGUAUAGGUGUUUGGGCGUGUGUGUGUGAGUGUAUGUGUAUGGGUGUGUGCGUGUGUGUUCUGCUAGUUUCUGGCUUGGCUGAAAUCUUGACCAGAAGGACUCGACACAGGUGGUCUGUCAUUAAGCUCUCCAUCCUCUCCCUGUCCUGUCUGUCUCUCUAUCAUUUUUAUCAGUGUCUGUCUCCCGUUCCCACAUUUUACUGUCACUCCUUUUCCUCUCUGUCCCUGCUCCUUGUUUCUUUAGGUCUUUAUAUUUGGAUCAGUAACAUAUCAAAUUAUUUUUACUGGUUCAUUGUAUUAAUUGAAGUCACAGUAUUUUACAGAGUAGUGAACCCACACAUCUUCACUACUAGUUAAUCUUUGUCUCUAUAUGGGUGAUGCUCUGUCCUCACCACCCCCUGUGUUCAGUCAAGGCAUACAGUAGCUGCAACACCUGUGUAACAUUUACUGCAGUGCAGUCUGGAAAAAAAUGUGACAGUUUUCAGUAAACCUAAUGUGAAAAGAAUUAAGAUACUGCAGGAUUGUGUCAUCACAGGGCACCUGGAGAAGCAGUCAACUGUGUUCCUUUCUUUGCUGUUGGAAGCAACCUUAACUUAAUCUGCUAUCACAACCACCACUGUUUCACUGUUUAUUGACCUUACUUUCCAGACCUUUGACUUUCAGUGUAGCUGUCUCCUUUUUGACAUAUCCUUGUUAACUGAUUUGGAAGAAAUUAUUAAACUUAAUGUAAACCAACUAACAAUGACUGAUUGUGGAUUGUUACAGAGUAUUUUUAUUUCAAGGUAUCAUUUGCCUGAUUAUGCAACCAGUGUCUGAAACGAUGCUGAGUAUGUUUCACAGAUGCUAAAUUGUGUGUUGGUAUCAUUAACGGUCAUUCAAUCUGUAAAAAUAAAAAGGUAUACUCCA